AUGGAUGCAAUCCCUGAAGACCGAGAAAUCAAGGCUUUGAAGCAUUCGAAUCCCUUGCUCCAGGAUAUCAACAACAGGCUACCCGGGCUUCUAUGGGAUAUACAAGAUGGAGAAAAGAGACUGCGGCCCCGGGUAAAAGUUGCUGAUUAUAAUCAUAUUAUUGGACGGCUCGAGUCCUUUCAAGAGUUUCCUCAACUCCUAGAUCCAAUCCUAGCUGGUUGUAUGGAGAACCUAACAUCGGCUUUUUCUGUGUACCUGUCAUCAGAAAAUGAGAGGUUCAAGCCUGCUUCAGACGCGGAAGAAAGAGUCGCCGUCAACACUCUUGCAGCACUUGGUCAGCUACUGUAUGUUUGGAUGAAGGUCAGAGGGCCCAAAGUUGUCCUACGCUUCCUCUAUAACGAUCCAAAAUGGCUUGAACCAAUGCUGGGAGUGUUUGAACAGACGAGUAAGCUAAUCGGGAAAACCGAUAAAUCAGCCAAUGUUCUUAAUGAUGUGGUCGAGGAAACAUUUGAAGAAGCCUCGGGGCCCAGAGCUGACGAUAAGAGUGGUUUACCAUGGCAUUUGAGAUAUGUCACGUUGAUGUGGGUUUCGCAUCUACUAUAUACCCCAUUCGACCUGGUAACUAUUGGAGAUGAGCCCGCGGGGAAGCCCCCGGUUCCAUUGGUCGAGGUGCCUGCUUUGCCAGAAAGGACACCGGAAAUAGCUAGACGAGUUAUGAAUGUGGCUUGUUGCAAUAUACAUUCUCCAGGAAAGGAUCGAGAAGGUGCAGCUGCCGCUAUUGUUCGCCUUGUGGUUCGAAAAGAUGUCUACGAGCACCUUCUCAACUGGUUCGUGGACUGGGUCGCGAAUAUUGUCGGCCUCUGUGUCAAGGGUAGCUUGAGAGAGGACAGCAAGGGAGUUGCGUAUGUUUAUUUUCUUCUGGGCUUAUUGGGUGCCCUAUCUGGGAUUUUUGCAUCUGGCGAGAGGUCUAUCGUUGGCCAGCCUGAUUUACUACAAAAGGUAUAUGAUAAUAUCAUACGAGAACUCUAUACCGAUGAGUCAGGGUUGGUCGCUCAGAAUGCUAUGCUACGGAAAACGAUGUGCAAACUAUUUCGAAAUAUAUCCUAUCUAUAUUUACCCUUACCAGGGCAAGUAGAGACUCAAGACGGCCCUCCAGAAGAGGUCGAGGAGAUGAUUGACCAGUUACUUCGACUCCUCGACGACAGAGACUCCCUUGUUCGCUAUGCAGCGUCUAAGUCGCUCAGUCUGAUUGCUUUACGAUUAGCAGCGGCUGACAGGAGCCAGAUAUUCGAAGCAGUAAUCGACCUUUACGAUUCGGACGUGCUUUAUCCUAAUAGAGCAUUGACAAAACUUGACCCGAAGAAGCGACACCAAAAGGACCUUUCUCAAGUUUCGGUGCACCUUUGGCACGGGCUUACUCUGACCGUAGCAACGUUUCUUCGCUUCCACGCAGCUACAGUCCAGAUGCUUCCAAAAGUUUUAGACUGCAUAAUUACGGCAUUAGCUUUUGAACAACGAAAAGCCACAUUCGCAACUGGUGGCAAUGUUCGGGACGCUGCUUGCUAUGCCGCGUGGAGUUUAGCAAGAAACUAUAAAACGGAAGAGAUGCUGGCGGGGCGUCCUACACCUCCUCACCCAGAAGAUGUUUCAUUACCACAGGUCUUGGCGCUAGAGCUUGUGAAUGCAGCCUGUCUUGACCCAAUUGGUAAUAUUCGACGUGGAGCUUCCGCAGCCCUCCAGGAAUUGGUUGGCCGGCAUCCCAAUAUGAUUAAGGAUGGUAUUUCUUUGGUCCAAGCGGUGGAUUACUCGGCAGUAGCUCUUCGGAGUAGAGCUAGUACAGAAGUUGCUUCAAAGGCUGCUGUCCUUGGAGGGGCCUGUUACUGGGGCGGUUUGAUCAAAGGUCUCGUUGAUGAUUGGCGUGGUAUCGGGCUCCAGGAUUCCGUUGGUAGGACCGUUUCUGCAAAAGGCAUCGGCGAAUUGUCAAAAAUUGGGAUUCUGGACCUCAAUAAGCGGCAGGAAGUCUGGAACAUCACGAAGGAUAUCAUCAACAGAUAUGGCUCGGGGGCGUCUCUAGAUAUCGAAGUUCGUCAUGGCAGCUGGUACGCCCUAGCCGAUAUCAUAUUUUCUUUGAUAAAUGCGCUCGAAAAGUCAAACCCGGGACUCUUAGUAGAGAUCUUGUCAGAGAUGAGAGAGAAGACCGGUGUCUUUGAUAUAUUCGACAAUGUCAAACCGAGGGAUUUCGUUCACCCAGUACUCAAACCGGAGAUGACAUGCGAGGCUGCUGCCUACCUAGUAACCGCACUAUCUGAUGCUGCUAAGAUCAUGUACGCUCAUGGUCUCCCAGACCUACCCGUCCCGUUGCUUAGGCGCUAUCUCUGCGUUAUAGAUUCAGCUCUUGAAAGAUGGGAAGAGAAUGUCACAACAGUUGCGGUCUAUGCAGCAGAGCGGUUUUUUCUUCAUAUGAAUGAUAGAUAUCGAACCGAAAUUGUCAGACUAUGGCUCGGAAAAUCUAAGGCGAGGACACGAAGAAUUCUUGUUGUCAAGGCACUAGGUGCUGUAUUUAGGUUUUUCAGAAACGACCAAGAGUGGCCUAGAUUAUCGGGUAUCCAACAAGAUAUAAUUGACGGACUGUUGAUUGUUAGCAGGUCUCCGCAUAUUGAGAUGCGUGUGGCUGCAAUUUCUGCCUUUGCAGAUGGUAUUUUCCCGGAAGGAAUUACGAACGAGCACAUUCUUCAAACGAUUCACAAAUCGCUAAUCGAUUACUCCGUGGAUUCCCGUGGAGAUGUGGGCUCAUGGGCUAGAAUAGAAGCAAUACGUGCUGUCUUAUCUCUUCAUACACUACAUCCACUCGAUAUCCACACCCUAGACACCACAUCUCUCAACGUAUUUCAUAAAAUCAUCGGCUUAUCGGCGGAAAAGCUAGAUAGGGUACGUCUAAAAGCCUGUGAUGCUAUUUGGAAGCUUACUACCCAGGAACCGCAAUGGGGAAUUAUCUUCAAUGGUAUCACUGCAGAAUCCAGUUUUUGGGUUAAUUGGGACGAGUACUUCGAGACAACUGUCAAAAUUUUGAGCAUACCGUCUGUGAGGGAAUCAUAUCUAGAAGGAUACGCUACUAGUGCCGGCGCAGGAUCGGACAGCGUGAUGAGGUCCAGUACCCGGGCGAUGCAGAAGUACUUAAGUGGAUUGCCACCCUACCCAAACUCCGAUGGCGGAGUUGCACUGAGUGAUAUAGUACAAUCCUGGAUAACUAUUGUUGAGAAGGCUAUUGCUGGCAGUGAUGAUAGGGUUGUCGUUCCCGCCUUAGCCAUGCUGGGUGGUUGGUUUGAAAGUGGUUUGAUGGAGAAGCUGGGAGAUGGAGAAUUUAGGUUUGCAAGCCCUACAAUAUAUAUUGAUAAUUCAUCCAAUAGACAUACGUGUGCGAGUGGCGAUACUGACGAGUCUUAUAAUAGAUUUCAGGCCCUGUUUUCGUUGACCCAAAAGGCUCACCUCAAGUCAUCGAAUGUUGCAAAAUUGAGCGGUGCUGUUAAGAUUUACAAUGGGCUAGCGUCCGUAAAAUCAACGCGAACAUCCUCAAUUAAGAAAUUAGUUUCUAUGUUAUUACACCCGUUUCCAAAGGUCAGUCAGCCCAGGUAUUCCUACUUUGUCCGAUGA
Orbilia oligospora ATCC 24927 is the source of this 3651-nucleotide messenger RNA. RefSeq lists its product as uncharacterized. The transcript is spliced from 3 exons. The coding region runs from base 1 to 3651 and encodes 1216 amino acids. Gene Ontology annotation, molecular function: beta-tubulin binding; GTPase activator activity. The record is from RefSeq and is a predicted model, not a curated record. Gene Ontology annotation, biological process: microtubule cytoskeleton organization; post-chaperonin tubulin folding pathway; tubulin complex assembly. NCBI's taxonomy places the organism in Eukaryota, Fungi, Ascomycota, Orbiliomycetes, Orbiliales, Orbiliaceae.